CUUCAGCAAGGUGUUGCAGUAGCGCGAGCUGAGCUGCCGCCGCCGGGCGCCGUCGGCACUUCCUCCUCCCUCCCACUGAAGGACUACUCCGCUCGGGUUCUGGUCUCCGAACUCUUUAUACCCCAGCUCGCACGAGCCCUGCAUGAUCCAAACAUGAGCACCCUGCGGGCGUAUAAGGAACCCUUCGACCGAAGCAGCUCGGAACCUGUGGAGGACACAGACACCACCAGCUUUGUUGCAGAAUUUUCGUUGGAGGCCAAUUAUCCAGUGCAGGUGACAGAUCCUAACGCAGAUGCUGUGACCCUCCACCUGAGCUCCAUGCCCUCUGGAUACCUGAGGUCUUCUGCAGACAGAAUCAGACAGCCAGUUCAAGAUGAUGAAGAAUGCACCUGCCCAACAUCGACAUUACCAGACUUUCCCAAAGAAUUGCAGAUACUAAGCAGCCCAUGUGAAAAGUGCUGCUGCCCAGCCCCCCCGCCCAAGAUCAGUGACCUCAUGAACGACAAAGAUCUCCUGGACUUACUGCGGCUCAAGCUGGACCCCAACCACUGCACCAUCAAAAACUGGAAGAACUUUGCGAGUCGCUGGGGGAUGAGCUACGAUGAACUGACGGUGCUGGAGCACCGGACCCAGGGCUCUCUGUCCCACAGCCCCACCCAGGAGUUCCUGCUGCGCUACAACCAGAAGACGGUCACUGAGCUCACCGAACUGUGCCGCGUCUACCAGCGCAUCGACGUGCUGCGACUGCUGCAGAGCUGGAUAGAGAAGGACUGGCCGUCGCGCUGGCAACAGACUCAUUAACCCGUUUGACUCGGUAGAUUUCUCCUCUUUAGGGUUGGACGUCGUAGGGAUUUCUUCGUCUUCAUAAGCUCGGAUAAAUUGUACCAAAUUGUUAUCAUUAGUAACUUUAGCAAGUGAUUGUAAGAGAGAGAUAAAACAACGUCCAACUGGUGAUCCAGGUAGCACAGCAUCUCACAGACAGCAUAGCACUUCUAAGAACACUGGUGAAACGUUUGGAUUGUUGAACAUGUGGAGCCAUGCUAGCAGUGGGGCUCUAUGGAUGUCAGGGCUGUGUGUCUGUUGGUCUGUACAUCGUUCCACCACUUUAAUCCGGAACGAAAAAUCUCAAUAUCUGUUGAAUAGAUUGCCCUAAAAUU
Molecule: messenger RNA, 1157 nt
Organism: Etheostoma spectabile (orangethroat darter)
Lineage: Eukaryota; Metazoa; Chordata; Actinopteri; Perciformes; Percidae
Gene: edaradd
Product: EDAR-associated death domain
Exons: 6
Coding region: 154-801 (215 amino acids)
Biological process (GO): signal transduction
Molecular function (GO): protein binding
Source: RefSeq, a predicted model, not a curated record